Molecule: messenger RNA, 5012 nt
Organism: Neurospora tetrasperma FGSC 2508
Lineage: Eukaryota; Fungi; Ascomycota; Sordariomycetes; Sordariales; Sordariaceae
Exons: 2
Coding region: 1-4869 (1622 amino acids)
Biological process (GO): regulation of transcription by RNA polymerase II
Cellular component (GO): aryl hydrocarbon receptor complex; nucleus
Molecular function (GO): metal ion binding; transcription cis-regulatory region binding; nuclear receptor activity
Source: RefSeq, a predicted model, not a curated record
AUGGACGCCAGCCACAACAACCACGCCGGGCAAUGGGAUCCCAACUCCUUUGCGGCAGAGAAUCCAUGGGAACAACAGUUCGCCUUCACUCCUGAGCAUGGGCACGAAAAUGUGUAUCACAACCCUGGUGCUUUCAUUGACCCUCCACAGCAGGUCAACCCGCAGCUGGCUGGUCAUGACACGCAAACAAAUGCUUAUGGCCACUACGACUACUACCCUCAGAGUGAGGCAUGGACUGGGCCUAGCCCUGCAUCUGCCCCUUAUGCUCAGGAGCCAUUGACCCAGGAACAUUAUGCACCUGCCCAGCAGCACCCACAGCACCACCACCAACAACCACCACAACAACAACAGCAGCACCCAUAUGGCAACCAUCGCACAAUUGACAGCCGGUUCGCUCUUGUUGACCUCCCACAAGAGAACGAAUACUCGAACCACCAUAUUCAGAUUCCCGAGAGGCAAGAAGUAGUUCAAGGUGGUUUUGCCCAUGGCGCUGUUCCCCCCAGGCAACAGUCGGCAGAUGGCUAUCUUCAGGGACAUGUCUCAGAGCAAUGGCAGAGGGUACCAAUGGCGAGCUCAGGCUAUGCUACGAAUGGAGAGUACCAAAAUCCCUUAGCGAUGCCACAAGCUGUAAAUCACCAACAACCGGUUGUACAUCAAUCACAGCAGCCGCCUCAGCAUCAGCCGCAACAUGUCAGUCAGCAGCACCCACAACUUCAGCGGCAACAACAGCCAUCGCAACCGCAAUUACAUCUACCGCAGCCGCAGCAGCAGCAGCAGCAGCCGCCACAACAAAGGCAGACGCCCACGCCCAUUCAAUACCAGGCUGGCCAUGGCCCAGUCCAGGGAGGGCUCACGAGCUACCACCAUGUCCAGGGUCACCAUACCCCCGAGCCCCAGCCAAAUCAAGCUCACUUUAUGCAAACUGUUAACGGGCAACAUAUUCAAAACCGCGCUUCUGUUGCACAAAUCCCCGCGCAGCGAGCCACGGCCAGCCCCAGCCCACUAAGUCAUACACCAAUUCAAAGCGCACCUAUACAGCAGAAGCCUGCCCAACCACCGGUGCCGCAACCUAUCCAACCUAAAAUUGCUCCACGUUCCAUGGCCCAGCCUGCAGUGCAACAGAUGGUGCAGACGCCCGCUCAUCAGACUGCUCAACCAUCACAGUCGACACCACAGCCUACGCCGCAGCCCACACCGCAACCUCAUGGACAGACCAUUUCGCAAGCCCCUCAACAUCAGACAAUACCACAAGGGUUUGUCCAACAUCAGCAGCCUAGCCAACCUCAAGCCUUUCAAGUUCCGAUCUCACAGUCCCAGCCCGUUCAGAUCCAACCGUUCCAGGCCCCGGCGCAGGAACGGGUGGUUCAGGCUCAGGCUACACAACAGACUGUUCAGUCUCCCCAAAAUAAUGUGAUCUCGGGCGUAAAGCGACCUGGUGAUGUGCAGGAGAUGCAAACCCUUGCCAAGAAACCGAAGGUGGUACAACCAGCCUCCAGUAUCGCGAAUCCCCAAGUCAUUAGCUUCGCAAAUAAUAACUCGGCGAACCCUGGCUUCGUACCGGAUGUAAAUGGGCAAGGCGAUGGUGGCGAUGUUGCCGGUCUUUUCAUCGUAGAUGAGGAUUUGAUUGACAAGGCAAUUGAAACACCGGGUUGCACUGUCCCAGGAGUGCCGCAUCUCGUCAUCGAUGAAUCUCCGGUGCAGCUCAAGAAGGGACCACCAACUAAGCGUUUCGUGACCAUCGUGGCGAAAGCGGGCAAAGACCCUCUAUUCCCUGGUCUUGAACGUGGCUGGACUCCUGCUGAGUCUCUCAGCAACCAUGCCGAAGCAUAUCAAACUGCCAAAGAGGUGCUGGACCGCCAGAGAGCAGAUAUCAGGCUUGACAUUGAGAUGAAACGAGCAAAGACUGAGAUGCCGGCCGACUGGUGGAAGAAGCUCUCCAAGGGUGAACUUGGAACGGAUGCUAAGCAGCGAGGAUCGCCUCCGCCCGAGCCUACCCUGACAGCCGUGAAAGCAUCCGAGCUGCUUCGCCUCCAUCCAGCUCACAAGAAAAACAGGAAGGUGAUUGUACACACGAGUAACGAAUUCGGUGCAUUUGUUGCAGAUAAGAUUGCUGCUCUAAGGGCUGCACCAGCAUUUGAGAAGCUUGUCAAAGAUGUUAAGAACAAGGGAAAGGGUUCUGCUACCCUCAAGCCUGCUGCAGUUGAGACUCUGAAGCAGUCUCUCCAGCCGUUCAAAACGGAGCUUGAAGCAGCCAUUGUUGAGGGACUCAAAGUCGGAGACCCAAUAAUCCUGCGGAUGGUGGGUGAAAGGGGUAUACUGCCCGUUCGUCUACUCAAUCUUCUGAUCCAACUCUUCAACCUUGGCGAGGCUACCUCAUCGUUGGCCAAGGCCGCUCUUCGCCUCUUUGGUUGCUUUACAAGCCUUACGCCAGAGCAACUUGAGGCUUGGAAAUUCCAAACCACAAAAGGCAAGCUUGAGGGGCUGGGUGAUCCUGAGAUCAAUGAGUUGGUCGCAACUAUCAUUGCAAAUGCCGAAAAGAACGCUGGGAAGGAAAGUCCUGCGGCCAAGUCAAAGAAAGAGGCUAGCAGCGAUGCUAAGAAAACUCCUGCCAAGACAACAGUCUCAACAACCAAGAGAGCUCGUGAGGAUGAUACCAAUGGUGAUGCACGCACGGCCAAGAAGCCUUCUACAGAUGGUAAGCCUCGGGUGACGGCCACCUCGAAGUCUACUAGCGAUGUCAAAGCCCCAUCUCCUGGUUCAAAGACGCCUCCAACUACAGCCAAACCAGCUCUUAAAACAUCGGCUACCACACCUGCUACGACCGCGUCCAAACCCCGUGCUUCUUAUCUGCUUCCUGGCAAGGCCCGCCCAUCAGCAAAGCCAGUCCCAAAACCAGAGCCUUCAAAGGCCGAACCAGCGAAACCGCUGGUCAAGGCAGCUUCUGCAAAACCAUCUACCGCGCUGUCUGCGAUAAAAUCCAAUGCCCCUCAGGCGGUAUCCUCAGCUGGCAACUCGGCGAAGGCAACAAAGCCCAAGGAAGAGCCACCGACCAGCUCUAGGUUUGCGGCACUCAUGGAUGAGAUUGCUGCACCCAGGAAGGUGAUAGCAGACGCAACACCUCCGGCGGAGUCCGCCCCUGACCCGAAUGAGACGGAAGAACAGAGGAGGCGCCGCUUGCGGAAGGAGGAGCGGAGGAGAAAGAACAUGAGGGUCGUUUUCAAGAGCGACGACCAACUAUGCCAGAUCAAGGAGUACACCCUAUUUCCUGAAGAGAUGGGCCACCGCCAGUCUCGCGAUGUCCGAUCAGAUAGCAAGGACAAGCGUGAAGGCAUGGCACUCAAAAAGGGCCAUGCGGGUGAGCUUCGCCCUUGGGAGGAGCCCAACUCGGUUGAUCUGGAAGUUCUUUCGGAGGAGGUGCGCAAGGAAAGCUAUGUCACCAUGGGUGGCGUGAAGACUUUCCGCACCGAACAACAGGCGUUCAUGGACGAUCGGGAAGCCAAGGAGCUCAUGGUCAUUUACACAGACCCAUCGGAUAUUCCGCCUACGCCUAAGUCGCCUGCUUACGAGCCUUCGCUUGAUGACGGCUCCGGGUCUGAUGUUCAGCUGCCUGCAGGUCUGGAGUAUGAUGAGCUUCGUCGCAGAGCUACCGAUUUGAAGAACUUUGGUGCUCACCGUUCAGUUUAUGAGGCCAAGGCUCGGCUGGAGACUCAGUCGAGCCCAGGCUUUGCUGACUUCACCGAGACGAUGAAGUCGCUUAACUCGAUCACCGGCCCGUAUGCCGGGUAUCCUAUCCCUGUACAGCAACCAACCGCCGUGCACGUGGCGCCCGUUGCUGCGGCUAGGCCUGAGGGCAUUCCGCCUAUCAUCGUGCCUGUCACAAACGAGCCGCCGGAGGUUCGUGAUCAGCGAACGUACGAGCUCAUUUCCUCUGAAAGGGUCCGGUACUACCGUGAUCCGGAGCCUUACGAUCCUGCACGUCCCAAGACAUAUGUUAAGCGGACAGUCCCUGAAGUCAAGCAACAACCUGUUCCGGCAGUUCCUGUUGUGCCGGCUCAAGCUUCAGCUCCAGCUCAGGCUGCUCAACCAGCGGCAGCCCCGGUAGACUACAGCGCAGCCUGGGCACAGUAUUACGCCCAGCAAGCUCAGCAAGGACAGCAGCCGGAUGCGAAUGCCCUUCAACAACAGCAGGCUUGGUAUGCUCAACAACAGCAACAACAGCAGCAGCCAGGCGCCUUUGGUGCCUACCAACAACAGAUGGCUCAGCUCGCUGCUCAAGGCGUCGAUUUAAGUACCAUCUUGCCUGCUCUCGCAAGCCAACCCAACGCCAACCCCCAACAAGCCGCCGAGAUCCAAGCCCUCAUCGCCACCCUAGCAAGCGGUGGUCAACAACAACCCAACCAGCCCGCCGACCGUCAAAUGACCGAGUACCUCACCUCUCUUAUGAAUUGGGCAGGCGGCGUUCCUCACACUCAACCUGCCGCCCAGCACGGCGGUUACGACCCCUAUCAAGCUGGUCAAGCCUAUGAUCACAACGCUCGUGACAGCCGUGAUCGCGACCCUAACUCUCGCGACCGCGACAGCAGUGGUUGGGACCAGCAGCCGCACCACGGAGGCCGCGAAAACUUCCGCGAACGUAACGACAGUCGUGAUGGCGGACGUGACGGACGUGAUCAACAACAGCAACAAGGACAUCAUCGCGGCGAUAAGCCCCACUGGAAGAACAAAAAGAACCGCGGUGAUCGUAACGGCGAUGAAGUGCCGGAUCAUCUCAGGGGCAUUAACCGCAGUCUGAUUGGCACGAAGCAGUGCACGUUUUGGGCGCAGGGAAAGUGUGCGAAGGGUGACAAGUGCACUUUUAGGCAUGAUUGAGGGGAGUUGCAGAAGCGGUUAUAAACUUGAUUGUGCAUCAUUGAGGAGAGAGCAUGGGGUGGCGCAAGGGUUCAAGGAAUGAGGAAUGGAUUUUGGGAUGACUUUCAGCAUAUUAGAAUGAGAGUCACUAGAGGAACGAGAAA